This is a messenger RNA of Bursaphelenchus xylophilus (pine wood nematode), 1971 nucleotides long. Lineage: Eukaryota; Metazoa; Nematoda; Chromadorea; Rhabditida; Aphelenchoididae. The record is from the annotation of a GenBank genome assembly.
AUGUUUCCAAUUUUUGGUCUGGCUUCGAGGGGAAUGCCUUUAUUCUUCAGAGGGCAAUGGAGUUUACACGUGAGGAUCUACUCUUUUUUUAUUUGGUCUUUAGGUAGUGAACUAAAUCAGUGCAAACUAAGCUGAAUAGUUGCCUCUGCAUUCCAUAUGAUAUUUGAAUCACUCAGAAGGUUUAGUUCGUGUUUCUCGUGUUAUCCUUCAAGUAAAACGUUUUUUAACAUGUAAUUAAGUUUUGUCUUUCAGCUUCCUCUGCAGUAUUCGUCGUUCUUGUCCACUAUGGCGCAGAAUGAAUUCACUCGCUUCUUGGACCAAUCUCCAACUCCCUAUCAUGGUAAAUUUUAAUCCAGCUUUUAUUGUUCUUGGUUUAGCUGUGAACUCCUGUGCAAAAUACCUGCGGAAGAAUGGAUUCCAAGAGCUGUCGUUGGCGAAUGAAUGGAAUUUACAGAAAGGAGGGCGGUAUUAUACCGUGAAGUGAGUAUCAAGUUUUUUGAAGGAUCCAUUUUUUCUUUUAGGUACAAGUGAAAUAAAAAAUUUCAGAGCCCAUUCGACCAUAAUCGCAUUCGUUCUGGGAGGCAAGUACGAGCCGCAGAAUGGAUUUGUUGUCGUUGGAGCUCAUACAGACAGUCCCUGUCUCCGCGUCCGUCCUGUUUCAAAACUUUCAAAGGAGAAGUUCAAACAAGUGGCGGUUUCCACCUACGGAGGAGGCAUCUGGAGGACCUGGUUUGACAGAGGACUUGGGCUAGCCGGACUCGUGACUGUGAAGCGAGCUGAUGGAAAGAUUGAGCAUUGCCAUGUUGAUCUGGGCAGAAAGCCCCUGUUGUUUAUCCCGAAUCUGGCCAUCCAUCUGGAGACUGACCGAUUGACUCCCAAGGUCGAUACCGAAGAACAUUUGCAACCCAUUUUUUGUCUAGAUGAUGGUGAAGAGGGCGCGGAGAAAUGUAGGGUGCUAUUUUUAUUAUUUUUUUUAUUGUUUAGAUGAUCAUCACGUCGAACUUUUGAAUCUGAUCGCACAGGAGUGCGGAUGCAAGGUGGAAGACGUAAUCGACUUCGAUCUUCGCACCUUCCCCACCGAAAAUGCCGAACUCGGUGGGCUGAAAAAUGAGUUCGUCUUCAGUGCUCGACUUGAUAAUCUGCUUGGUGUGUACACCACGAUUCAUGGUCUUGUGGAGGGAUCAAAGAAGGAUGUGGAAUUGGCUGAGGAUACUGUAGCCAGAGUCGCCGUUUGCUUCGACCACGAAGAAGUCGGAUCGGGAUCGGCUGCCGGCGCCAAGUCGGCUGUUUUCGAACAAGUCUUGAGAAGAUUGGUAUUGAAGGGUAUGUCUUUUCAAUUCCUUGUUUCUGUUUUAGGUACCUCUUCUAUUCUCGUCUUUCCAGAUGAACCCACACCGAACGAUUCGUUUGCACGAGCAAUGGCGAAAUCGUUUAUCAUCUCAGCUGAUCAGGCUCACGCCGCCCAUCCCAACUACGCCGACCGCCACGAAAGAAACCACCGUCCCCGAUUCGAUGGCUCAGUUGUUGUAAAGAUCAACGCCGACCAGAGAUAUGCGACAACAACCACUUCUUUUACUGUCUUGAAUGAACUCGCCCGUCUUGCCGAAGUGAAAUUAACUGUAAGAGUUGUAAAAUUGCUGUUUCUGUCAGGUUUUUGACAGUUUUUGAUGGAAUAUUUGCAGAAGUUCGUGGUCAAGAACACAUCUCCUUGUGGAUCGACGAUUGGACCAUUCAUCUCGGCCAAUUUGGGAUGCUUGACCAUCGAUGUGGGCUGCGCUCAGCUGGGAAUGCAUUCGGCCAGGGAAUGCGGAGAUACUCAAUCCGUUGAGAAUGCAAUUAGGCUGUAUUCGGUAAGGGAAAUACAUGAUUUUAUUGUGUUUUGUGUCUUGGAAAGGUUUCUGAAGGUAACUGAAAUUUUUUCAGACCACCUACAACAACUAUGGCAAGCUCAUCGGCAAAAUCGACCUCUAG